Molecule: messenger RNA, 3292 nt
Organism: Gastrolobium bilobum
Lineage: Eukaryota; Viridiplantae; Streptophyta; Magnoliopsida; Fabales; Fabaceae
Product: probable LRR receptor-like serine/threonine-protein kinase At2g16250
Exons: 5
Coding region: 175-2868 (897 amino acids)
Biological process (GO): protein phosphorylation
Molecular function (GO): protein kinase activity; ATP binding; protein binding
Source: RefSeq, a predicted model, not a curated record
GAGGGAGUAGGUAGAGAUUCUGAUAGAGAAGAAAGGAAAACACAGAAAGCGAUACAGAUUUGUAAUCAAAAGUCUCGAGGAAGAAUAGAAUCCUUCUGAUUCAGACAAAGACACAUGUUUUGAGAGGAAGAUGUGAAUGGUUGGAUCUUUGGGUCAGCGCUGAUAAGACAAUACAUGAGGAUGGAUCGGGGAAGCAUAGUGUGGUUUGGGUUCUUGUUCUUGUUGAUGUUUGAGUUCACAAUGGAGCAGAUUGAGCCACUGAGUUCCGACAUUGAGCGAGCAGCACUCCUCGAAUUAAGGCAUUCUCUGGGGUUGAGGAGCAAGGAAUGGCCAAUAAAGCCAGACCCUUGUUUAAUGUGGAUUGGUAUAACCUGCCAGAAUGGUCGAGUUGUUGAUAUCAAUAUCUCUGGCUUUAUAAGAACAAGACUGGGGAGGAGAAACCCACAAUUUGCCGUGGAUGCCUUGUCCAAUUUCACUCUCUUGCAGUCCUUCAAUGCCUCCAAUUUCCUCCUUCCUGGUCCUAUUCCUGAUUGGUUUGGUCUCAAACUCCCUUCACUCCUUGUGCUUGAUCUUCGUUCUUGCUCCAUCAUUGAUGCUAUUCCUUCCACUCUUGGCAAUUUAACCAACCUCACUAGUCUCUAUCUUUCUGAUAACCAUCUUACUGGGACAGUUCCUCAUAGUCUUGGUCAACUCUUUGCCCUUUCGGUUCUUGAUCUUUCCCGGAAUUCUCUAACUGGGUUCUUACCUGCGUCCUUUGCCUUUCUUGAAAAUCUUUAUUCCCUUGACAUGUCUGCAAAUUUGUUGUCCGGGCCGAUUCCCCCGGGUAUAGGAUCCCUUUUAAGGCUACAGUACUUGAAUCUUUCCAACAAUGGCCUAACUUCUUUACCUGCACAAUUGGGAAGUCUUACUAGCCUACUUGACCUUGAUCUUAGUGCAAAUUCUUUCUCUGGUGGAGUGCCUCCGGAUUUCAAAGGGUUGAGUAACUUGCGGACAAUGAUACUUGCAAACAAUAUGCUCAAUGGACCCCUGCCGGGGAACUUGUUUACUGCUUCAACGCAGUUGCAGCUUGUAGUGCUGAGACAAAACAAUUUUACAGGUUCUUUGCCUGUUGAGUUGUGGUCUCUGCCAAGAUUGACCUCCCUCGAUGUGUCUGCCAAUAACUUCAGUGGUCUGCUUCCCAAUUCUAGUUCCACUGCUAAUACUACUGUUGCCGUGCUCGAUAUUUCUAAUAAUAUGUUUUAUGGAAACCUCACUCCGGUGCUCAGAAGGUUCGUUCGCAUCAAUCUUUCAAAGAAUUAUUUUGAGGGCAAGGUUCUGGAUUUCAUGCUUGAUGUAUCUCUAGAGAUCAACUGCCUUCAAAGCGUGGCAAAUCAAAGGACAACAACGGACUGUGCAGCAUUUUAUGCAGAUAAGGGCCUCAAUUUUGAUAAUUUUGGAAGCCCAAAUUCUACAGAACCUCCUACCUCUGGGAAGAGCAGUAAAACUAAGGGCAUAUUGGCAGGAGUCUUGGGUGGACUGGGUUUAUUUGCACUUUUAGUGUUGCUUCUGUGCAUUCGUAAGAGGGGUAAUUCAAAUCAAAGGCGAAAUGGUGUGGGCCCUGCUCCUGCUGGAGGGAGUCCUCCACAUCCCACUGUAUCAAUCAACUAUCCAAAAGUUGGAGACUCAUUUACAUAUCAUCAGUUGCUCCAGGCCACAGGAGAUUUCAAUGAUGCAAAUCUUAUCAAACAUGGCCACACUGGGGAUUUCUUCAAUGGAGUUUUGGAAAGUGGGAUUCCUGUCGUCGUCAAAAGGAUUGACAUGCGAUCAACUAAAAAGGAUGCUUACCUAUCGGAAUUAGACUUCUUCAAUAAGGUUUCUCAUCAAAGAUUUGUUCCCUUUUUAGGUCAUUGCUCAGAAAAUGAGAAUGAGAAGUUCCUGGUAUAUAAAUAUCUGCCAAACGGGGACUUGUCUAAUUGCUUAUACUACAAAAACACUACAUCUGAAGAUGGUAGUUUGCAGUCACUGGACUGGAUAACUAGGUUAAAAGUUGCUACUGGAGCAGCAGAGGCCCUAUCGUAUUUGCAUCAUGAAUGUGUUCCACCCAUUGUUCACAGAGAUAUUCAAGCGAGCAGUAUACUUCUAGAUGAUAAAUAUGAAGCACGGUUAGGGAGUGUAAGUGAAACCUGUGUUCAAGAAGGCGAUACUCAUCAAAGUAAAAUCACCCGGUUUCUGCGGUUGCCUCAGUCCUCUGAACAAGGCACAUCUGGUUCAUCAACAUCAGCUUGUGCCUAUGACAUUUAUUGCUUUGGGAAAGUGUUACUUGAGCUGGUGACUGGUAAGCUGGGAAUUAGUGCAUCCAGUGAUGGUGAAAUAAAAGAAUGGUUCGAUCAGAUUCUACCUUGCAUUAGUAUGUGUGACAAGGAGCUCGUGACAAAAAUUGUUGAUCCGUCUCUGGUUGUUGAUGAGGAUUUCUUAGAGGAAGUGUGGGCUAUAGCCAUUGUUGCCAGGUCUUGCCUAAAUCCCAAACCUUCAAGAAGACCCCCAAUGAGAUACGUUCUCAAGGCUUUGGAAAAUCCUGCAAAAGUUGUGAGGGAAGAAAAUUCCGGCUCUGCACGGCUUAAAGCAAGCUCUUCCAGAGGCUCUUGGAAUGCUGCUGCUUUUGGUAGUUGGCGUCAGAGUUCAUCCGAUGUAACAGUAAUUCCAAUAGCCUCUAGCACAAUGCUAGAAGGAACUAGUAGCUCAAAGCUUUCAGGAACUACCAGCUCACGAUCACAGGGUAGCAUCCACAAUGGUGGGUGUGAUAGUUCAUCACCUCGGAGACGUCAGCCAAAAGAGACAUUGCCAGAGCCAUCUGGCUUACAUGAUGUAGAGGGGCGGAAGCAGGAAUAGAGGCUUAAGUCUUAGAUUUCUUUCGGUAAUUAUACUGCUCCUUUUUUCUUCUUGUUCACUUAAUAGUACCCCUUAUGCUCUUAUUGUUUUGGUCAUUCAUUUCUUGGGUAUUUGGAAUUGGAAAGUGCUCAUUGUACAUUUCAGCAGACAAAGUGGCACUCAAUUCCUUGCACACUCUAUCAUACCUUUCAAAGGGGGUGAUUGUAUUUCUUUUUAGUGGUUUUGAACUCAAAAAAAAUGGUGGAGAGAUAGAUGUAGAGAGCGAGAAGGCCAAGUGCUGUGGUAGAUAUGGAUACUUCUUUGAUUGCUUGUUUUGAACUAAACAAGCUGCAAUUUUUUCCCUUGUAAUAGAUUUUCUUUUUUUUUAACCCCUUGUCUCGAGUCGUCUAGUGUAUUGUAAAUUUUAAUAUGUCAGUUUCUUCAU